This is a messenger RNA of Benincasa hispida (wax gourd), 1216 nucleotides long. RefSeq names its product expansin-A10-like. Gene Ontology annotation, biological process: plant-type cell wall organization. Gene Ontology annotation, cellular component: extracellular region. NCBI's taxonomy places the organism in Eukaryota, Viridiplantae, Streptophyta, Magnoliopsida, Cucurbitales, Cucurbitaceae. The record is from RefSeq and is a predicted model, not a curated record.
CUAUUUAUUCCCAUUUAAACCCUCCCUUUUCUUCAUUUUUCUCAAAACCAAUUCCAUUUCCUCCAAUUCUCAAUGCCUUUAAUGACGAACAUAAUCCUUCAAUUGAGUCUUUUUUUUAUGGUCGUCUCCUCUGUUAAUGCCGACUACGGAGGUUGGAUUAACGCCCAUGCCACUUUCUAUGGUGGAAGUGAUGCGUCUGGAACAAUGGGGGGAGCUUGUGGGUAUGGAAAUUUGUACAGCCAAGGCUAUGGGACUAAUACUGCCGCGCUGAGCACGGCGCUGUUUGACAAUGGCUUGAGCUGUGGCGCUUGCUUUGAGCUACGCUGUGUUAACGAUCCUCAAUGGUGUCUUCCUGGCACCAUUGUUGUUACUGCCACUAAUUUCUGCCCUCCUGGUGGCUGGUGUGACCCUCCCAACCAUCAUUUUGACCUCUCUCAGCCUAUUUUCCAACACAUUGCUCAAUAUCGCGCCGGGAUUGUCCCCGUUGCUUAUCGGAGAGUAAGAUGUAGAAGAAGUGGGGGAAUAAGAUUCACAAUAAAUGGGCAUUCAUAUUUCAACUUGGUGUUAGUGACAAACGUGGGCGGCGCCGGCGAUGUGCAUGCGGUGGCGAUUAAAGGUUCAAAAACCAGAUGGCAACCCAUGUCUAGAAAUUGGGGCCAAAAUUGGCAAUCCAACUCUUAUCUUAACGGACAGAGUCUCUCGUUUUUGGUCACAGCCAGCGACGGCCGGCAAGUUCUUUCCUAUAACGUGGCUCCCUCCGGUUGGUCCUUUGGACAAACUUAUGUCGGCGGACAAUUUCGUUAUUAAAUAAUUCAACCCUUUUUACUUAUACAUAUCCUACCUUUUUCUACUUUUUUUUUAAAAAAAAGGAAAAAGAAAGAAACAACAAUAUUCCCAUCCCCCAAAUGCCAAAAAGGGUUUUUAUGGUUUAAAAUGUUUCCCUUUUUGCUUUUGGAACUUGUUUGGCUGCUGAAUAUAAUAUAAAAGAAUAUAUAUUUAUAUAUAUAUUAUGUAUAAUUUAAAAAUAUAUAAUAGAGAGUAGAAAAAAGAGAAAUUGCAUAAAGUUAGGAAGGGGCAAAAAGGGGAUUUUGGGUAAUGGGUUUGUGUUGGGGGGAUGUAGAAGCAUGUGGGUUUUGGUUUAAGUAUGCAAGAUUUCAAACAAUGGAUUGUGGUGUUGUUUCUAAAUGAAUGAAAGAGAUAUUUUCCUGUUUCUUCU